UCCGGCCUGACGAGCGAAAACACACACAACUCCUCCGAGCUGAAAGACGAAGAGGCGAAGCUGUUGCCCGUGAAUAAUCGAUCGGCUGAGCUUUCCCGUUUGCAGUCAUUAUCUACCAGCUGGCAGUCGCUGUGACAUGGCAUCUGUCCACUGAACUGCUCUGUCGUCAGCCCCUGUAAGCACCAAGCAUUGGUGUGCAACUUCCCAGCGAAUGAAAGUGAUCCAUCAUCACCAUGGAAACAGAUACAGAAGUUAUUCCUAUCUGGCAGAAUAAGCCUCAUGGCUCCACCCGUAGCGUUGUGAGAAGAAUAGGUUCCACUCUUCCACUCAGACCUCCACAAAGGGCAUGUUUCCAGGAACUCCCGGGCAUACCCGCUCUUCGGCCUAUGGAUGGCCCCCUUGUUCCCACCUUGGCAGACAUAGCCUGGAUUGUCGCAGAUGAAGAAGAGACAUAUGCCAGAGUGCGAAGUGACAGUCGACCUCUGAAACACGAAUGGCGUCCCACGCCUCUCCUGGUGCUUCACAGGAACUCAUCUGUACCCAACUUCCGCCGUGAGGGCAAAAGGAUGGAGGGGCUUAGGAAGCCUGGGGUGACGGCGCUAAACCGUACGACUGCCCUGCAAGACGAGCUCAGCAGACUCCGUGCACAGAUCGCCAAGAUUGUUGCAACUGAUUCUGGCUCCAACCCCCUGACCCCUGACCUGCUCUCCCCCGACGACACAAGUAUGAGCUUCUCCAUGGCGCCUUUCGAGACGGCGCCCUACCAGCCGGCCGCCACAGCUGCUGCUUCCUUUGUCAUCAGUGAUGUCACAGAGGAGGAGGAGGAAGAAGAGGAGGAAGAGGAAGAUGUGGUCUCUGUGGUAUCAGAGCUAGUCCCUGACCCUCUGCCGCCUGUUUCCAUGACGGCAUCAGCAACCUUUGACCUGGACAGACCCAGCAUGGACUUCCGAGAGGCAGAGGAGGACACGGUGUCGCUGUCAAAGUCUACUAGCUUUGCUGAUGUUAUGGACAUUCUGAAGGACAUGAACCGCAUGAAGAUGAGCAAGGACAGGUACAACAGAGGCUGUACAUCCCUCAGGGAGGAGGACUCAGCUUCUCUGAUUUCAGAAGCUCUGAGGAAAAAGUUUGUCCUGAAGGAAGAAGAUACUGACACCGUGAAACGGAAGUAGCCUGAUCCCGUGUUUAUCAUCAAUACCCGAUCCUGCUGCUCCAUGCCUGUGCCUGUGGAAUAUGUACCCAUGGAUCCACAACCUUGCUCCUCAGACCCAAGGCAAAAGCUGUCAACCAGAGCUAGAACAAAAACACUUUGUCUCAGAUGUCAAAAUCUGCUGGUGCAGUGUGAUCUGCCAGCUCUUGAUAACAAUAAUUGUAUAAUGCAUCCAGUUUAUUUCUCUAUGGAAAGAAGAAACUUUUAUGUUAAAUUUGAAGUACUCAAAAGACUGCUGUCCAGAAACUUACUCUGUGUCUGUGCUAUUUUGAUUUUAGAUGCUUUUUUAUUAUUAUGUUAAAGCAAAUUGUGGACGGGCUGAUAUCCAAACAUCACAAUUCUUUUUUGACUUAAAUUAAGAAAUGUCCCUUUAAAACGCCCUUUAUCCAUCAAGCUAUGAAGACCAUUCUUUAUUCCUUUUGAAUUUUUCACAGAAGAGAUGCAAAUAAACAUUUUUUUCUUUUAUUCCGUGUCAAGAAGCCCUCUAACAUACUUGAAAAUAUUUGAUGUACAAAGGAGAAGAUCUACUGCACAAGCAGAAAUGUACUGUAUCAUAUCACAGUGUGUGUGGAAAACCUCAGAUCUUUGCUUCUGAUAUUUUCAUAACAGGUGUGAGUUUUCAAAUGUGCACAGCAUUGUGUACACUAUGUUGUUUGCUCCACUGCACCUCCUAUGCCUGAUCUCUUGUAAGUGAUUAAUAUAGAUUGAUAGUCACUGAACCACAGGACUCAUUUUGAAACCCAACUAAAAAAGAAAUAUAUAUAGAAGAGUUAACUGUGUGGUGUAAAAAUCAAAGGAAGUGUGUGAAUGAAAUGUGCAUCCAUCAUUGUUUGAAGUCAUUUGUGUUUUUCAGUAAAGGCAACGACAGUUAGAAGCGUGUACAGGUCAGUUUAGACACACAUUUCCAGUUUUCCUCCGUUCGACAUUGUUACAAGUACUAGCUGAAACCACCUUUUUUUUUUUUGACACAUUAUAGAACAUUCUGUAUGCAGAGUUUUGACAAAGCCGUGGGUGAAAUGCUUGUGUGUUCUCAAUGAUAACGAUGAAUAUUCCUGUCGACGCCUUAACACGGAUCGAUUGCCUGUUCUAAAGCCUGAUUUUAUUCCCAUAUUAGUCCAAGUGCCAUGGGUUUGUUUAAUUAGCCAAUCCCUCAUUGCUUAUCCUUUCCUGAAUGUGCCCUCCAUCCUCAUCUUUAUUAAGAUUCCCAUGUUUUCAUCUCACAAAAAAAACCAGUUGUUUGUGUGUGUGUGUGUGUGUGUUUUGUAAAGCUGAAUCUUUGUUGAAAAUACCCUCUCACAAGAAAACACUUUAUAGAGCCACUUUUACCUCCACAUGUCACUAUGUUUUUUAUCUUUCACGUUCAUGCCUGCAUGACUGGGAGUCCUUUUAGUGUAGUUUUGCAGUGUGAAAAGUUAAUGCUAAGUGUGUGUCACUGUAUGCAGUGGAGUUAAAGUAUGUUUUGUCCUGCUAGAGUUGGCCCUUAACUCCUAGAUGAUCUUCUCAAAAGUUCAAGUAUAAAGUGAUGGAUGAAAAACUACUAUAUGCAAGUUUAAAUAUAUUCAUUAUGUGUGUCUGUACUUAAGAUGUGAAACCUUCCACAGCAUACUCCAACUGCAUUACUAGUCCUGCUAAUAAAUAGACAGGACAAUUUAGUCGAUGAGGAUUUUCCACAGAGUUGACUUUGUUUCUCUUGUCUUGUUUAAGGGGUUCUCAACAUUUUACUUGUGUGAGGGUUGAACCCAGCUGAACCACAUAUAUGUUGUUUUUUUUGUCAUAUUAGGACUUGUAAAUAAAGAUUGGCUGAUGUUUUCAAACUGA
Molecule: messenger RNA, 3025 nt
Organism: Anoplopoma fimbria (sablefish)
Lineage: Eukaryota; Metazoa; Chordata; Actinopteri; Perciformes; Anoplopomatidae
Gene: mtfr1l
Product: mitochondrial fission regulator 1-like
Exons: 8
Coding region: 234-1169 (311 amino acids)
Biological process (GO): mitochondrial fission; aerobic respiration
Cellular component (GO): mitochondrion
Source: RefSeq, a predicted model, not a curated record